GGAGGGAUUGAGGUUUCAUGAGCAUCUUUAAAGCGAAAAUGGCCGCCAUUGUCGCUCUCUCAUACGUUCCCAUCUAAUCCGAGAGCUCCCCCCACACCGUUCCCCCGUUCCGUACGCUUUCUCUCCUUCGGCAUUGCCAUUUCCUUUUUGAACCUCUUCUUCCCCAUUUCUUCUCUUGGGUUUCUGUUUGGCUCAAACUUAUCAAGUCAUCUGUACCCCAUAGGCCCUUUCCUUUUCCUUGGUAUUGGCUGCAGUCUUGCUUUCCUGAGAUAUUGAAGUGUCAUCAUACAGAUAAUCACCUCAUCCGGAAAAAAAAUGGGGUUGUCAUUUUCGUGCCCCCUCGAAGAUUUAGAUGACUUAGACAGACGUUUUGAGGCAGUGCUUGUUAGAUCCUUGAGUCUUGGCUCCGCCGAAAUGAAAACAGUUCUCCGAUCAAUCAGCUUUAACGGUCAUGACUCGGAAUCAACCCGCCCUGAACCCCACCAUAGCACCCGAAAGAUGCAAUACAGACGGUCUUUUAGCCUCAAAGGAAGACGACGAUCCAUAACUCCUACAGGGGAUAUGGAAAAAAAGUUUUUCGAAAGACUUUCUACUGUUAAGAAAGAAUAUACGGGAGAUAAGCUGCAAAGAUUGUUGGCUUCAUUCAAUGACGAUUUUGGUAUAGAAUCACCAGCUUCCGGCGAUGGAAAUGACCAAGCUGCAUUAAAGUUGCAGAAGGUUUACAAGAGUUUCCGAACUAGGAGAAGGCUAGCUGACUGUGCUGUAGUCGUCGAGCAAAGAUGGUGGAAGCUAUUGGACUUUGCUGAACUCAAACGAAGCUCAAUAUCAUUCUUUGAAAUCGAGAAGCAAGAGACUGCAGUUUCACGCUGGUCAAGAGCAAGAACAAGAGCUGCCAAGGUGGGUAAAGGCUUAUCAAAGGACGAGAAAGCUAGGAAGCUGGCCUUGCAGCAUUGGCUUGAGGCAAUUGAUCCCCGCCAUCGUUAUGGUCAUAAUCUGCAAUUCUAUUAUCAUGCAUGGCUGCACUGUGACAGUAAACAACCCUUUUUCUACUGGCUUGACAUAGGAGAAGGAAAAGAAUUCAACCACGAAAGAUGUCCAAGAUCGAAGGUUUACCAGCAAUGCAUCAGAUAUCUUGGACCGACGGAAAGAAUGGCGUACGAAGUAGUAGUUGAGGAUGGGAGUUUUGUCUACAAGCAAAGCGGGAUACUUCUUGACACAACAGGAGGUCCUCCAGAUACGAAGUGGAUCUUUGUACUGAGUGUAUCCAAGAUAAUGUACGUUGGAAUGAAGAAGAAGGGUAAUUUUCAGCACUCGAGUUUCCUGGCAGGCGGGGCAACAUUAUCUGCCGGAAGACUAGUGGUUGAAAACGGUAUCUUGAAGGCUGUUUGGCCUCACAGUGGACAUUAUCUUCCGACGGAGGAGAAUUUUCAGGCAUUUGUGUCUUUUCUCAGGGAGAACAAUGUCGACCUCACGAAUGUACAGAGGAGUACAGAUGAAGGCGAUGGAGAAGCCAUUACCAAGGUCAAAUGCACGAUGGUGAGAGCCAAAGGGACAGAAGAGGAGCCGAGCGAGUUCAAGGAUGCCGAGACAGAUGAAAGCUUCUCAGAAGGGAACACCGAUCCAUCUGAACUCGGGAAACCCAACAAACCCAAGUCAUCAACUUUCUCAAGGUUCCACUCACGCCUUGCAAGACUGGAAAUCCCCGAUAGGGGCGACGUGUAUGACAUUUUCAAAACGGAGUCCCUCCCCAAAACCUGCCGUGAUGAGGAAGAGGAAGAAGAAGAGGAAGAAGAAGAAGAAGAAGAAGAAGAGACCUCGUCAGAGGACGGGUACGAGACAGCAGAAGAAUCACUCAUACUGGAGGAAGAGUUUGCAUUCCCGAAGUCAAAUCUGUUCGACGAGGAUGAAGAAGAAGAUGAGAGGCCCGUCCCGAAGGAGAAGAUAAUGAAAAGGAUAGAUUCACACAAAGGAAUGAAAUCAUACCAGUUGGCUCAGCAGCUGCAUUCGAGGUGGACGACAGGUGCUGGCCCGCGAAUCAGCUGCAUGAGAGAUUACCCUUCAGAGCUUCAGUUCAAGGUUCUUGAGCAAGCGCAGUUAUCGCCAAGCUCGAACAGUCACAGUCCAUCACCUCGUACCCCUCCGACAAGAAGAGGAACAAGCCUCGGGAGAAGUCCACUGGCUCGAGAAACUGGAGAGACUAUAGAUGUUGUUUAAUUUGCAGCAAGGAGUCACGUAUCGAGUUGACCGGCUGGGUUCUGUUCUUGGGUUACUUGCGGCGCAAGGUAGGGCAGAAAGAAAAGAGGAUCUCGGCAAGGAUCACGUGUUUUGAGUUCCUUGAUCUCCAAGUCACCUACCAUUUUGUGUUAUUUUUUUCUUUUGUAGAAAUGUUGUCACAAACUUUGAAAUGCGAAUUGCCUUCAAUAUGUUAUCUCGAAAUUCAA
Molecule: messenger RNA, 2441 nt
Organism: Tarenaya hassleriana
Lineage: Eukaryota; Viridiplantae; Streptophyta; Magnoliopsida; Brassicales; Cleomaceae
Product: IQ domain-containing protein IQM6
Exons: 9
Coding region: 316-2214 (632 amino acids)
Source: RefSeq, a predicted model, not a curated record